AUGGUCCUCUCCAAACUAAUCGAAGAAAACCCUCCCGAGUUCCUCUCCGACCUCCUCCGCGGCAACAUGGUCUCAAUCAGCUACAACAAAAACCACACCCCAAUCACCACGCAGUGGCCCAUCACCAUCCUAAAAGCCAUCUCCACGCGCUUUAAAGCCCUCGACAAACACGCCCCCAACCAAUCCAUCAGCAUCCUCGAUUGUCUCGGCGAGCCACAGACGAAGUUCGAGACCAAGAUGUUCCGCUGCACUGUAGGCGAUCUCAUGGAUCAUUUUGGAAAGUGGCUGUAUACUGGAAAUAUCGAUAUUGCGGGAUGGAUGGUGUGGGAUUUGUGGAUGUUUGGAGAAGCGUUCGGGGCGCCGAGAUAUCAGAAUGAUGUUAUGAGAGCGCUGUGUGCGAAGGCGUCGGAGAAUAAUCCUUCGUUGAUUAUUAUCAAGUAUUUGGGGUUUGAUGCGGCGACGUUGAAGAGAUGUUGGGAUCAAACGAAUUUUGAGCUUGAUAGGGCUCGUGGGUGCGCGGUGGAAAAUGGAACGGUGUAUUGGGGGAAUAAACAGAUGUUGAAGUUUGUCAUGGAUGUGAUCGUGUUUGUGGGGUUUAAGGAUUCGAAUUUUAGGAGACUUAUUAAUAGUGGUGGCUAUAUUGCUGAGCAAAUCCACAAAUUAUCAGUCGAAGUUGCGCGUGGCAAGACUUCGAUGGCGGCUCCGUGGAAGUCUAGAAAUCUCAAAAAGUACCUCGUGAAUGAAGCUGUUCUUGUAGAAGAUUCUAGCUCGGAUGAAGAGAAUGGGGGUAGUUCGGAAGAGGAUACGAAGGAUAUCGAGGAAGAUACAGAGAGUACUGCAUAUGAGGAUGGUGAUGAUGAUAAAGAUGAAGAUGUGGAGGAUAACAAAGAGGAUGAUGACGAAGACGAAGACGAAGACGAAGAGAUGAAGGAUGACGUUAAGGAAGAAGAGAAAGAAGAGCCCUUUAUCGCAGAAGAACUCCUCGCAGAAGGUCAUCGCCUUGCACAGCCAAGACACGUAUAA
Molecule: messenger RNA, 1023 nt
Organism: Botrytis byssoidea
Lineage: Eukaryota; Fungi; Ascomycota; Leotiomycetes; Helotiales; Sclerotiniaceae
Exons: 2
Coding region: 1-1023 (340 amino acids)
Source: RefSeq, a predicted model, not a curated record